AUGGCACUUUCUGCUGUUAGAAAUACGUUAGAGAGGGCCUUAGACAAGGACCUUUCAGAUUUAGUUAGGGGAAUAAGGUCACACAAACAUAAUGAGACCAAAUACAUCAAUGAGUGCAUCGAUGAGAUUAAAAAUGAAUUGAAGACAGGGAAUAUAGUAUCUAAGGCCAAUGCUAUAAAUAAACUGGCAUAUCUUCAAAUGCUCGGAUAUGACAUUUCUUGGGCUGCCUUCAAUAUCAUCGAAGUUAUGAGCAGUUCAAAAUUUUCACACAAAAGAAUCGGUUAUUUGGCUGCGUCUCAAUGUUUUGGAGAGCAAAUUGAUGUGUUAAUGCUCGCAACGAAUCUCAUACGGAAGGACUUAAAUGGUGGAAAAUUGUACGAUACAAGCGUUGCACUUUCUGGUCUGUCCUGUUUUGUGACGCCUGACUUGGCAAGAGAUCUCUGCGAUGAUAUUUUGGCUUUGACUGCGUCGCCUAAGCCCUAUAUAGCCAGAAAGGCUAUUCUUCUAUUGUACAAAGUAUUUCUUAAAAACCCAGACGCACUCCGGACUGCCUUUCCACGACUCCGCAAAAAGUUGGAGGAUCCAGAUCCAGGCGUUCAAUCAGCCGCCGUGAACGUGAUAUGCGAGUUGGCCCGUAAAAAUCCCCAAAAUUACUUGUCACUCUCACCUGUCUUCUUCAAACUUAUGACCACGUCGACCAACAAUUGGGUUCUUAUUAAAAUCAUCAAGCUGUUUGGUGCUCUUACUCCACUGGAACCGAGGCUGGGCAAGAAGCUCAUCGAACCGCUGACAAAUCUUAUCCACAACACUUCUGCCAUGUCACUGCUCUACGAAUGUAUCAACACGGUUCUAGCGGGUGUGCCUGAUCAUCAUGCCUCUAUCCAGCUCUGCGUUCAAAAACUGCGGAUUCUCAUCGAAGACUCCGAUCAGAAUUUGAAGUACCUGGGACUGUUGGCUAUGGGCAAGAUUCUUCGCCAUCACCCAAAGAGUGUGCAAGCGCACAAGGAUCUCAUCUUGGCCUGCCUCGAUGACCGCGAUGAGUCGAUCAGGCUGCGAGCAUUAGAUCUCCUCCACGGGAUGGUAAGUCGAACCAAUCUGCUGGAGAUUGUGCGUAGCCUUGUGCGUCACCUCUCCGCACCCGAAAUUGGUGCGCAUUUUCGGGCCGAACUCAUCACCACCGUGGUCCGUAUCUGUUCACAAGGCAACUAUCAGUAUGUCCUCUCCUUCGAGUGGUACAUCUCCGUCCUCUUAGAACUAGCCCAGUUGAACCUCAACCGAGACGGAGAACUUCUGGCUAAUCAACUCCUCGAUGUGGCGGUUCGUGUAGCCUCUGUUCGGCCCUUUGCUGUUAGUCAGAUGGCAAUAUUUUUGCGUUCCUGUAAGGGUAUGAUAACCCACUCUAAUCAAGCCAGUCUCCACGACGUCAUCUACGCAGCUGCCUGGAUUUGUGGCGAAUACGCUGGGUUCUUGGAGGAACCGCGAGAAACGCUAGAAGCUAUGCUGGAGACCGCAAAUUUGGUGGAUCUUCGCGGUCACAUUCAAUCCGUGCUUGUGUUGAAUUCGCUUAAGCUCUACUGCAAACUUGCGGCCAAGUGGUUCACCGAGUCGACAAAUGGUUGCAAGUUGGAAAGUCCAGUGUUGGAAAUGGGGACUUCGGAUCCAUCGCUAUUAGAGCUUCAAGCCCUUUUGGAUCGUCUAAUUGGACUCACAAAUUUUCUGAUGGAUAAAAUCGCCCUCUUUGUCCAUUCCGCCAAUCUGGAAGUGCAAGAAAGGGCUGUUUCAAUUCAUCAGCUCUUGCAUCUCAUGGCGAAGAGGCUAUCAAAGUUGCGAGUUCAGGCUGGAGAUUCGGUGCCCAAUUCGACUACAACUGCCGAAAUCGUAGAUUUGUUAGGAAGUGAUGGUGAUGGCCAGCUGGAUCCCCUUGGUUCUGUGCAAUUCGAAAUCAAGUCGUGUGCUGAAGCGCCGCAGCAGGCAUCACCAGCGCAUGACCUUCUCGUGGGACUACACGCUCUCCUCUACGAGUUGUGCUCCCUUUUUGAAGGUGAGUUGAAUCCAGUGGCACCGAAGGCUCAACGCAAAGUGCCCGUACCCAAGGGACUCGAUCUGGACGCCUGGAUCAACGAACCGCCGUCGCCACCAUCACAGCUGUUGGUAGCUUCGCCCAAUGCCCUCUCCUCCUCUCAGGAUAUGAAGUCUAAGAAGACCAAACGUGGCAAAAAUGUUGACAUUAGGCCAUCUGGCGAUGGCAUUUUCUCCGGUCUAGUGGAGCCCGAGGGACCAAAGCCCGUUCAAUUAUCACAGGCAGAGCUAGACGAGAUGCGAAAGCAACGUUUGCUGAUGCAGGAGUCAAAUCCGCACUAUCUAAAACCCACGAAAAGUAGUUCGCAUAAUCUUACCGCCCAAGAUGAAGUGGCCAUCCCAACUCCAAGCGAAAAUGAUACUCCCGUGGCGGAACCCCCCAGUGGCGGCGGUGAGCUGAAACUGGCGAGUUCGGACAAAUUUGCGAUGGAGAUGCAGAAACAAUUCAAGGAGAUGAGUAAGGCGAAUACCAAAGUUUCUGGAUCUCGCGGCAAGGCCACGAAGAAGGGACAGCGCUCGAGAAAGGCGGCUGUGGCUGAACAAGCGGAAGGUGAGGAGCCAAACGAAUUCCCCUCGAAUGUCACUGUCAGCAAUGUCAUGGACCUGCCAGAGGGUGUCACACCCAACGAGUUGGAUUCGCCUGACGAAGAGAACGAUUUGGACCCAACCGAUCCUCACCGCCUUCUGAACAUCCAGUUGGACAUUCAAGCUCCGGAGACUGUGGCCACCGUCACGUCCAGUAAUAAGGCUAAAGUGAAGAAACGGAAAAUGAAAGUCCAGGUGGACGGUGAAGAACGAUCGAAAAAGGACUCGACUACCUCCAAUGGCUUGAAACAGAUCGUGGAUCAUCACCAGCCUCAGCAGGGCAUUUCGGAGGAAGCCUUUUCGAAGCUGCUGAUGGGUUCCACACUCACUGCCGCCUGCCGCGUUAAGGUUCGUUGUCCCGCGACUGCUGAGGCUGUGAAGGGUUCCACUUUGGUGUCUGCCGAAGAAGCCUUUGUCGCCCUUCUGCACAACCUCGCCGCCAACGCUGGAGUAUCAAUUGUUGAAUGUGUUGGAACCACCGCGUCUCUCUACGCCGAGGUUGCGGAGAUGGCAGUUUGCGUGUUGGUGAAACUUUCGGCGCAGACCGGAUCCAUCCUGAUUGAAGCGAAGUCGAGCCAGGAAGCGUCAGCCAACGAGGCGGUUCGGCAGAUCAAACAGUGCGUGAAAAGCUUCAAAGGUGAUGACUAG
Messenger RNA from Echinococcus granulosus, 3312 nucleotides. RefSeq names its product AP-3 complex subunit delta. Lineage: Eukaryota; Metazoa; Platyhelminthes; Cestoda; Cyclophyllidea; Taeniidae. The record is from RefSeq and is a predicted model, not a curated record. Gene Ontology annotation, cellular component: endosome membrane; terminal bouton; membrane coat. The transcript is spliced from 25 exons. Gene Ontology annotation, biological process: synaptic vesicle budding from endosome; neurotransmitter receptor transport, postsynaptic endosome to lysosome; protein targeting to vacuole. The coding region runs from base 1 to 3312 and encodes 1103 amino acids.